Harpia harpyja (harpy eagle) is the source of this 3029-nucleotide messenger RNA. RefSeq names its product collectin subfamily member 10 (gene COLEC10). The coding region runs from base 210 to 1043 and encodes 277 amino acids. The record is from RefSeq and is a predicted model, not a curated record. The transcript is spliced from 6 exons. Lineage: Eukaryota; Metazoa; Chordata; Aves; Accipitriformes; Accipitridae.
CAGCUGUCAGUGUUAAAUAAAUAUCCUGGAUAAUGUGCAGGACAGAAAUAACUACAGCAUCGUCAAACUCCUUUCUUCACUUUAUUUAGCUGUUCUUGCAUGUAACUCCCAAUCUUUGCACUGCUUCAGUUAGUGGAGCAUUUAUUUUUGAGUCGGCUGCAUUUGUUAAGACUGUAACAACGAAAGGCAUUUCCUGAGAAGCUGCAAGGAUGAGCAGCAAGAAAGAACAACAGCUAAGGAAAUAUGGGACCCUAGUAGUGCUUUUUAUUUUCCAAGUUCAGAUUUUUGGUUUUGAUGUUGACAAUCGACCUACAACAGAUGUCUGCUCGACACACACAAUUUUACCUGGACCAAAAGGGGAUGAAGGUGAAAAAGGAGAUAGAGGAGAAGUGGGCAAACAAGGAAAGGUUGGACCAAAAGGACCAAAAGGAAACAAGGGACCUGUGGGGGAUGUUGGUGACCAGGGAAUGCUUGGGAAAAUCGGCCCAAUUGGUGGAAAGGGUGACAAAGGAGCCAAAGGCUUAUUGGGAGUUUCUGGAAAAAAGGGAAAAGCAGGCACAGUCUGUGACUGUGGAAGAUACCGCAGAGUUGUUGGACAGCUGAAUAUCAAUGUUGCUCGUCUUAACACAUCCAUCAAGUUUGUAAAGAACGUUAUAGCAGGCAUCAGGGAGACAGACGAGAAAUUUUAUUACAUCGUGAAAGAAGAGAAGAAUUACAGAGAAGCCUUGAUCCACUGCAGGGACAGAGGAGGAACACUGGCCAUGCCUAAAGAUGAGGCAACCAACGCCCUGAUUGCUGACUACAUCUCCAACAGCGGCCUCUUCCGAGCCUUCAUUGGGCUGAACGACAUGGAAAAAGAAGGACAGUUUGUGUACGCAGACAGUAGCCCACUGCAGAACUACAGUAACUGGAAGGAAGGGGAGCCUCACGACCCAGCUGGCCGCGAGGACUGUGUGGAAAUGCUCAGCACAGGAGAGUGGAACGACUCUGAGUGCCAAGUCACCAUCUACUUUGUCUGUGAAUUCCUCAAGAAGAGGAAAUAAAAGUGCUGUAGAAGGUGCCUGGCACCUGCUGUACAUACAAUAACGUCUCCUCAUUCAUCCACUGUAGGGAGAGUAGACAAUCAGGGAUAGGGCUCAAUCCAGCCUUCACCUCACUGGGUUAAGCGAGAGUAACUACUGUUAAGAUGACAGCGACCAUAAAGUCAGCACAGGUCUGCAGGGGGCAUCCAGCCAGUUGUGAAUUUUUAUUUCAUUUUUAUGUGCAAUUUAGGGUGGGCAUUUCUAUAUGUAAUUUAGGGGCAAAUUUAGAGCACGCAGAGGUGAAUAUGAUUUCACUAAUGCCAGAAAUAGUAAACUCACUAGUAUAUGAAUUACUGAUGUGCUUCACAAAGUCCACAGAUGGAAAGAGUGUGAUCUGUACUCAUCUCUGACCUUCACAGGAAGUCCCAGUAAUUUCCCUGUGACUUCAGAGCUGGGAGAACAGAUUUGCAGUUUCUCUUGAAAAAAUCCUUGUUUUGUUAGAAUCAUAGAGUAAUUUAAGUUGGAAGGGAUCAUCCAGUUGAAUCUUCCACGGAAAGCAGGGCCAACUUAAACUUAGAUUAGAAGUUGUUAUACUCCAUUUAAUUUGGCUUUGCAAUUAUAUUGUCUGAUAUGCAGGGGAGGACUUGUUUAUCUCUGCUUCCAACUCUAUUAUCCAUCAGGCUGGUCUGAGGUAUGAGGAAUUAACUUAGCAACAACACUUCCGCAUGCAAGCCUGCACAGCUUGUAGGCAACCUGAGAAUAGAUGGAGCAGUUCUAGUCUCUGAUGUCCCCCAAAAUCUGUGAAAAACAUAGAAAAGUCUAGCACAAAGAGUACAGUGCAAAGGAAGCAAAACCAUUGCUGUAGGCUGUAAACAGGCACAUGUAGUAUCAGCUAUACCAACGUGCAUUGCUGGUUCAACAAGUGAUUCUAGGAACAUGUUAACUCCCUAACUAAGUAGCCAGUGAUGUUUGAUGCCUAAUGCUAAAAUCACCCACACCUUUGCAACACAGGAAGCAGCUAUAGAACAGGCUUUAUUCCCCAAGAACCCAGAUUCAGGUGUGGUUGAGCAACUUAGUCAUGCACUUCAGCAGGGCUUUCCACAAAUUAUGAGCAGUAAGUGUGAAGACUUUGUUGUCAGCGCCAGGCUACUCAGAUCUCCAUGUCAGUAUGCCCACAAUGGAUCACAUUUUCAUAUCUUUGAUAACACUGAAGGAGCUAUUUUCUUCAGACACGGCAACUACUUUGCCUUCAGAAGUGAGCCUGUUCUUAGUCAUGGUUCAUCUUUCCUCACAGCAGGAGAUGUCAAGAGAAACCCCAGGGCCCCUGCAAUGAAGGUCUAUAGAUUUUCUUUCCCAGUUGACACUAAAAAUGAAGGAAUGCUAUCUGGAGGCUAAGGAGAAUGCUAGACACUAGGCACAGUGCAGCAAUGUACCUGCAAGUCACUGAGCACCGGUUGCACAUAGCCUUCCUCUGGGUGUAUGAAGAGCUGGACAUGCCAUCAGCUAGUAAUACAGAGGGUCAGCUCCAAGUCUCCCUUCUACUGCUGUGUACAGCACUGCAAAGGCAACUAGACAACAGUCAUACUUCUGCAACCUCACCCUCAACAGGAAAAUCCUCUAAACCAUUUAGCUGGUUGUUAGACUCCAAGCUCAUCUCUGAGCAAUGACCAACGCACGAGCAACGCAGGAGACUGUGACUCAGAACCACUCUUGUAAUCCAGUUUUACUGCCACUUGUUCCUCCAGAAAACGACCUGUUGCUACCAGCAGUAAAUUAGCUGUGUUGCUACACACCCUUCAGGGAACUACUCAGACCUGUGAAUGAAGGGGUGGGACCACAUUUCUUUUCAUUGCUCCCCUACUAUGCUAUGAGAGUAUUUGGCCAAACAGGUUCACUUAGCACAAUAUAACUCAUCCUGAAUUGUUCCCUUCCUGGGAAUCCAUAUUCUGCCAAAUUAAGGAGAAUUACACUUUUUAGGAUCUAUAGUAAUAAACUCAUUAAGCUAAA